AUGAAGAGUCAAAAGUCCAAUUCAAUAAACGAAUAUUCUUCUUUUACAAAUUUAUUAUUUCAACAACAUCAUUUAUCAGCUUUUUCAAUUCCAUCACCAAUAAAUAAAACACAAAAUGUUAUUAAACAAUCUACUAAUCAUACAAAUCUUCCAAUCAUUAAUAAACAUUCAAAUCUAUCACGACAAAAUUAUAAUACAUCAAUAAAACAAUCGUCUAGUAGUAGUAAUUCAGUACAAUUAAAUUUACAACCAUUUAUUAAAGAAAAUGAAACAUCUGUUCAUCGAUCAUUUUAUGCUCAAUUAUAUAAUUUAAUGUGCUCAAAAUUAUCAAAUAAAAUACCUUAUAAUAUGAAUAAUAAUAAUAGUAAUAAUAAUAAUAGUUUGUCGAAUAAACCACGAUAUUCCCCCUAUCCAAUUCCAUCAGAUUUUGAAAGAAACAAAUUAGUAAAUGUAUUCAAUAAACCAUACUCUUCAACACAUACCAAUAAAAUCAAUAUUAAUCAGAUUGAACAUGUAACCAACUUUAUACAAUGUUCCAAUAAUCCCGGUCAAACUAAAACACAGAUUUCAAAAGUUUAUGAACAUAAUAAAAAAAAGAAAACUUUAUCAUUGAAUACAAAUCAAUCAAUCAAUAAUAAUAAUAAUAAGGAUCAGUAUCAAAAUUCAUCAAUAAAUGUAUGCUCAUUAAACCGAUGUAACAGUUGUCCAUCAGUAAUCAUUUCCAAUUCAUCAUCAUUAUGUUACUUAAAUAAUCCCUGUAAAAAUUUAAAGUUUCGUAGUACAAGUUAUGAUUCAUUAAUAAUGGAAAAACAAAAUCACUUUAAAAGAUUAAAUGAGUUAAAUAAUUUUCAAUAUAAUUCACUGAAUCAUCAAUACUAUCAUCAAUAUCCAUCAAAAAUGUCUUCAUCUUGUUCAAUACCUACUUCAUUACUAUUUGAUUCAUUGAAACAAAAUGUUGUUCAGAAUCAAUCUAUUAAAUACAGUCAAUAUAAUGUAAAUAAUGGAAGUAAUUCAAUAAAUUGUAUAAAUUACACUGAAACACCGGUAUCAUUUCUUAAUAAAUGUACUAAUGAGAUGAAUAAAGUGAAUAAUAUUCAUGAGGAAAAUAAUAUUGAUAGUAAUAAUAAUAAUAAUAAUAAUAAUAAUAAUAAUAAUAAUAAUAAUAAUGAUAAAUCAAUGCAGACACCAAUACGUGAAACGUUUCUACAUUAUUACUGGGCAUAUUAUUAUGAAGAAUUAAUGCGUUAUUAUAUUCAACAUCAAAUAUCAACAAUGAACAGUUGUUCUACUAAUUAUAGAAAUCCAAUGAAUACUACUAUAAUUCCUACAACUAAUAAUUCACAAUCAUGUGCAUAUACUCAACCGAAAUCAACUAUAUUGAAUAGCAAUAAUAAUAAUAAUAAUAAUAAUAAUAAUAAUAAUAGACAUUUUAAUAACCAUAUUACUGAUUCAUUGAGAUCACCUGUUACACAAUAUAAUACAGUGAAUUACAUUGAUCAUUCCAAAAACUAUGAAAAAGAAUCUAACAGAAAACAAUUCCAAACAGAGAACGAUUUUAAUACUUUAGAAAAUUAUGAUAAAUUGAAAAAUGUUAAUAGUAUUAAGAAUACUACUAAUACUAGUAGUAGUAUAAGUAGUAAUUAUUAUAAUGUUCAUCAAAUUAGUGAAACAAUGAAUACUUUUCAUGUACCAGAAAAAGUACAAUUUGAGAAUUUAAUAAAUUUACGAAACAAUUGUGUUUCAUCAUAUAGACAAAAUGAUCUAAUAUGUAAUAAAAACUAUAUGACAUCUAAUGAAUUGAUUCAACAGAAAAAUAAGCUUCCCAGUCAGAAACCUUUUGACAGUGGCAUUGAAAAGAGAAAUAUUGUACAAACAACAAAUCAUCAAGAUUUAUGUAUGAGAACACCUCCUUUUUCUGUUGCUGGUAGUUUAAGUACCACUGAUAUUAACCAUAUUAGUAAUGAACAACAUAUAGUACCAUCGGAUAAUCAAUAUUUCAUAAACCAGUCGGAUAAUAAUAUUAGUAAUAUACAUAAUUCUCCUGGAAUGAAUAAACGCACUCGGUUACACCGCGACUUACAUUCUUUGCGUUUGUCACCUGUUGUCAAAGUGUGUAGUGAUAAUAUUGAUGGUAAAACAAAUAAUGACAAAAUUUUAGAACUACGUCAAUAUUCACCUUCAAAAAAACUAUCAUCUUUAUCGUCACCAUCGGCAGCGUCAUCAUCGUCAUCACCAAACAUCAGUGUGCCGUUCUCGAAUAUGAUGCCCUCUUUAACAGCAUUAUCAUCACGAUCAUCAGUACUAUCGCCACAAACAAAAUUCUGUCGAUCAAUAUCCAUACCGCUGGAUAAUCCCAGCGGUUCAAUGACAUUAAAACGUGAUAAUAAACGUAAUGAUACAUGUGAAUAUUGCGGUAAAAUAUUUAAAAACUGUAGUAAUUUAACUGUACACAGACGUAGUCAUACAGGUGAAAAACCAUAUCAAUGUAAAUUAUGCAAUUAUGCUUGUGCACAAUCAUCCAAAUUGACAAGACAUAUGAAAACGCACGGAAAAGAUGGUAAACCGAGAUAUUUGUGUAAAUAUUGUCAUACACCAUUUAUAGUACCCUCGACAUUGGAAAAACAUAUGCGUAAAUGUAUGCAUGCAAAACACGCAUUAGGAUCACAUACUAUUACACGUCAUAAACAAAUGUUAAAACAAAAUUCCCCUGGAAAAUUUAUACAAUCUUGGCUAGUAGCGGCAGCAGCAGCGGCUACAUCUGGAUCUUCAACUGGAAUGUCAACAAGUAUUGUAGAAAAUGAAGGAUAUCAAAAUGAUCCCAUAAACUAUAAAUUAAACAAUUACAAAAAAUUGAAAUCACGUGCUUCUCCAAUUAAUACAAUGGUAAUGACCAAAACAACGACAGAUCCUUUAAUGACAACAAAUAAAGAUAUGACAGUUACAUGUACAACAAGAACUACUGAUCGCAUUCGAAAAAGAUUAAAAUAUACCAGUUUACAUCACUUAAAUAAAUUAUCGAAUAAAGCAAUCAAUUCUUCAAUUCAUUAUUUACUUCCCUUUUUACAAAAUAAUAAUAAUAAUAAAUAUUAUUCAACUAGUAAAAAUGUUCCAUUCGAUAUUGAUUCACAAUUUAAACAUUGUUCUAAUGAUUAUAACACUAUGAUGUGUGAAAAGAGUCAGCUGAAACCUUCAUUCACUUCUGGAUCCUAUAAACAUUUAACUAAAGAUAUUGAGAGUAGUAAUAUUAGUGACAAAGUUAACUUAUUCCCAACAUCAGUUUUGUCCUAUACUGAUCAUAUAACAUCAGUUAAACAAUCAACAAUGAAUACUAAUCAUUUAUUUGUCCCACCACCUGGUAUACCGAAUUCCUUAAUGAAAUCAUCAAUUUCACCUAUAAUAACAAACAAUAUGGCUUCAUUUUUAGACACGAUAAAAGUGAAUACUUCCUUGUCAAAUAAUCACCAUCUUACUGAAAAUACUAAAUCUAUCAACCAUAUUAAUGCUACUUCUACCAGUAGUAGUAACAAUAAUAAUAAUAAUGAAAGAAAUUUAUCAUUUUCAAUGUCUAAAAUUCUAGAUAAUUCUCGAAAUACAAAAAUAUUACCGAUUAAUUCAAAUUCAUCAGUUCCAUCUUCAACAUUAUACAUCUGAAAUGUACCAAAAAAAAGAAAGAGAACAACACCACCAACAACAAGAAAGACGCACAUUUAACAAAAAAAAAUAAUAUUUUUUAUGUAUUAACUUAGAUUAUCAUACUUUUAUUAUAAGUAUAAUUAUUAUUUACUGUUUCAAAACAAUAUCUAUAUUACUGAUAAUAAUUAUAAUAGUAGUAAUAUGAUUAUUAUUAUUAUUAUUAUUAUAAAUGAAAAGAAAAUACUACUGUGAUUUGUUUAUGAAUUGAUUAAUUUCACUUCUAAUUCUAAUCUUUUUUUCAUUAUAUCACUUCUUAUUAAAUCUUUUUUUCCUUUUUAGUUAACUAAAUAAAACCAGUGACAAUACUACUUAUUAAUUAAAUACAUUCUAGAUUAAGUAAUAUAUAUACGUAUAUACUUAUAAACAAACAUUUUUAACAAGAUACCUUUGUCUCUUCCCAGUUGGCCAUCAUAAGCAUUUCUUAUUUUUAAACAAGAAAAUGUACUCUCAAUUUGUUUAACUAAUUAACUAACUAACCAACUAACCAACCAACAAAUGACUUAUUUAUUUAUUUAUUUAAUAGAAGUGUAAACAACAUUGUUUGUUUUUCAUUCCAUAUGAUGCUAAUAUUAUUUUUAUCCACUUACAAAGAAAAGAAAAUAUACUGAAACUCUUGGAACUGCUUUUUCUAAACAAAAAAAACUAAAAAAAAAACCAACAAAUAAUUUCACUUUGCAAAACAAAACAAAACUUGAGAUGUUAAUUACUAUAUGAAAUAAUAUGCAAU
Messenger RNA from Schistosoma spindalis, 4420 nucleotides. The record is from the annotation of a GenBank genome assembly. NCBI's taxonomy places the organism in Eukaryota, Metazoa, Platyhelminthes, Trematoda, Strigeidida, Schistosomatidae.